Molecule: messenger RNA, 2851 nt
Organism: Malus domestica (apple)
Lineage: Eukaryota; Viridiplantae; Streptophyta; Magnoliopsida; Rosales; Rosaceae
Biological process (GO): meristem maintenance; meristem development
Source: RefSeq, a predicted model, not a curated record
AGUCCUAAAGUUUCAAAAUUUUGUACUCUCUCUGCCCUCUUCGUCUUCCUCUAUUUUCUAGGGCCUGUCGGCAGUUCAAAAGUUUCGAAAGUUAUACUCUCUCUGCCCUCUUCGUCUUCCUUCUUCUUCCACUCCACUCUCUGACGAAAUGGCAGCAGACGGAGCAGCAGCAGCAGAAGCGUCACCGCCCCGGUCACCGUUAAGCCGCAUAUACGAACAGAGAGAAGAAACCAUGGUCUCUCUAAAACAUGGUCAGAAACAAAAGAGGAGACUCGCAAGGUUUCUGAAGCCAUGUGCCACCGGUUUUACCACCGCAGUGGGUCCCCCAAAAAUUCCAUUGCUCUGCGAGGUCUUUCCUCACGACCUCCAGCAAUGGCCGUCGAAGGUGUUCUUCAAAGGGUGGAAGAUUCCCCAGGGAAAGUGGGAUGAAUGGGUCGAUAGGUUGGCCGGUAAGUACUGCUCCAUCUGGAACCAGUCUGGAAUCUGUGAUGCAAUUUUGAGCUCCAGAUAUGAAAUCAGGGGAAACAACAAGAAUGUGCUUCUCGGGUUGGUGGAGUUUUGGUCGCCGGAGACCAACACUUUUGUUUUCCCAUGGGGGGAGGCCACCAUUACGCUCGAAGAUGUCAUGGUUCUUGGCGGGUUUUCGGCCCUUGGAAGGAAUGUCACUAGACCUAUGGAGAAGAAGAGGAUGGAGAUUUUGAGAACCAAGGCGAAGAAAGCUUGCCAAUCUAGCUGGAUCAAGAAUUUGAUGGAGCUGCCAAAUGGAGGGUAUGAAUAUGAGCAUGUAGCUUUCUUAUCGUUGUGGCUUUCGAGGUUUGUUUUUCCUUCUCUUCCUGAGGAUUGCAUUGGGAGGCAUGUUUUUCCGAUUGCAGCAUGUUUGUCACAGGGGAAGAGAGUUGCUCUUGCACCCGCCAUCCUUUCGGGUCUUUUCAGAGACCUUAGCUUGCUAAAGAACCGAGUUCUUUCUGGUGAGGAGGAGAUUUCGGUUUCUGGCCCCUUUCAGCUUUUGCAGUUGUGGGCUUUGGAGAGGUUUCCGAGUCCCCCGAAAGCUCUGAAACCUGGCGAGCCUAGGGCUGCCCGGUGGCACAAAGUAGCUUCUAAGUCAAUCGGUCUGCCUCUUGUGAGAACCGUUUUUAAGUUGCAAGAGAAUUUUCAGUGGCGUCCGUAUUCUGCUGAUUUGAGCAAUUUGCGCCAUUCCUCUUACUACAGAGAGAACAAGCCCGUAUUUUUUGGUAGUGCUAAGCACGCAGAUGAGAAUUUAAAAUCUUAUGUUAGGUGCUUGUGCCCUUCUGAGUUGAUUGGAGUAGAAGAUAGUAAAGAGAAGUAUUUUCCGCACCGUGUGGCAAUGCAGUUUGGAAUUGAUCAAGACCUUCCUGGUGAAUUUCCAGGAUUGGAUUUUGCCGCCUGCAAUGAUAUUGGUUUCUUUGUUCCGCCAUGGUCUUUUGAGCCGUGUGUAACGGCUAGGUACUUGGAUUGGUGGGAAAAAUCAAAGUCUGCUCGUGCAGAUGCAAUCAGAAAAGAAGUCAUGGUGGCAACACAGAAGAUAAAGAGGUUCAAUGCCUCCGUUACGGAGAGGAAAUUGCAGAUGCAAAAGGAAUGUGCACAAACUUUGACAAAGUCUAAACCAGAAAAGAAUUACUCCUAUGUUAUGCCUGAGGUCUCAAGAAAAUCCAAUACUACUUCAGAAAAGAAGACCUCUGCCAUUCCCCCUAAGCAGGUCAAGAAAGAGUUGCCUGCUGAUCAUACUGACGAUGAUGAUGAUGAUGAUAUUCCGCUUUCAGAACGAAUGAAUAGGAAAUUCCCUAGGAAGGUUGAGAAUGAGUCGGCUUCUGAUCAUAGCGAUGAUAGUAAUGAAGAUUUUCUCAUUUCGGUACGAUCAAGUCGCUCUGCAAAUAGACCAGCUUGUUUGAGUAAUACUUCCCCAAGCAGCGGAUCCACAAAAUGUGUUUCCUCAACCUCACUUAUUCGAGGUGGAAGUGUGAGCAAACGGAAGUUAGUCACAAAAGCGGAAGGAUUUCCGGCUAAGAAAAGAAGUGCUGUUGAUUUUUGUAAAAGUCUUAUGAAGAUUGCUACAAAAGGGAAGAAGGCUGGUGAAGGGACAAAUGUACAAGUUGAUGUACCUUCCAGGAUGGGAGACAAGCAUAAAGUGGCAACUAAAGUAUCAGAAAAGGCUGCUUCGAGAGAAGGGAAGAAAGCAAUGCCUGAAGGGUCUUUCAAGAAACCUAUGGGGGUUAAUGACCAUAAACGCAAUCAACCUGAAAAAGGUUCUCUGAAAGAAGUAAAAAAAACAAAGCCUGAUGACUCCAUGGAGAGUGUUGAAAUACUAACGAGGGUUGCGAAUCUGGAGAAACUUCUGGGGUUAAACUCAAAAGAGAAACAAAAUCCUUAGGCAACUUGUUGGGCUUAUGGAUAUAUGCAAUUAUGGAUGAUUUAAUAUCUGUUCACUUUUUGCAUUUUGUUAACUUAUCAGGCUCACUGUCUUGGUGGAAUAUUUAGAGCUUAUUCCAGGUUAGUAGUGAAAUUUGUUACAAGCUAAUGAACAUAUAUAAGUGUUUUUGCUUCUUGCUAGUUUAAUUUGUUGUCAGUUGGCCAAUCUACUGCUUAAGCUUCUGAUGAUGGUGGCAUUGAUGUAAACCACAGAUGGUUUUUGGCAUGAUAUCAUUUGUUCGUGUCAUGGUGAUAAAGUAGUGUGGGAUGGCAGGUCCAAACUUUUCUCCGCCGAGAACAGCAGCAGCCAUCACAGAUCAUUGUAGGAAAAUUCAAAUUAUGAUCGGGGAAACAGGGUUGUUUGAUAUAAUUUGUUGGGAAAGACUGUUCUAUAAUCUCUUGUUUUAAUGAGUUGUUAAAAUUA